UUUUGAGGCCUGCGGCGUUAUGGCCGAGCGGCCGGAGGACUUGAACCUGCCCAACGCCGUGGUCACACGGAUCAUUAAAGAAGCCCUCCCCGACGGCGUGAACGUCUCGAAAGAGGCCCGGAGCGCUGUGUCCCGGGCAGCCAGCGUCUUCGUGCUCUACGCCACGUCCUGUGCCAACAAUUUUGCCAUGAAGGGGAAGCGGAAGACGCUGAACGCAGGGGACGUGCUCUCGGCCAUGGAGGAGAUGGAGUUCCAGAGGUUCCUCGCCCCGUUGAAGGAGUCCUUAGAAGCUUACAGAAGUGAGCAGAAAGGGAAAAGAGGCGCCUUGGAGCUCAAAAAGAAGGACCGAGACAAGAAGGAGGGCUCUGAAGACCCCGAAAAGAUCCAGGAAGAGGAGAACGAGGAGGAGAGGAUGAUGGAGGAGGAGGAGCAGAACGAGGAGGAAGAGGAGAACGAGGAGGAGGGCUGAGGUAGCACAGGAUCCAUUGCCUCCUGCCAAAGGACUCCCUCAAGCUGCGGCCAUUGUUUGGCUGGAAGGCACCACACCGAAGUCUCAGGCUGCCUCCAGCCACUCCUAGUGCUGUAGUCUUGCUAAAGAGCCCCCGUCUUCCCACAGACUUCUGGACAGCUUUUUAUAUGCAAAACAGUGUGUCUUGAUCCCAUAAAAGGAUCUUUUAGGGCUCCUGGGGUCAUGCCUGGUGUUGGAUUUGGGGGGCAAAAAUGGGUAACAUGAAGGGAGGGGGCAUUGGGGAAUGGGCAGCCCUAGGCUUGGGCCUCCUUUCCUCCUCCCAAGUCACUUCUCUCACAAUGUGCCUUCUCUUUGGGGCAAGAAGGUUUGGGCAUUUUGUUUUUCCCAGAGUUCACUGCUCUGACCAUUCCGUUGUAUUUCCAGUAUCUGAGUCUUAUUUUUGUGUUUCAAUAAAGGUGCUGAACCACUUCAGAA
Anolis sagrei ordinatus is the source of this 943-nucleotide messenger RNA. It is a transcript of the gene POLE3, whose product is annotated as DNA polymerase epsilon 3, accessory subunit. Gene Ontology annotation, cellular component: CHRAC; epsilon DNA polymerase complex. The record is from RefSeq and is a predicted model, not a curated record. Lineage: Eukaryota; Metazoa; Chordata; Lepidosauria; Squamata; Anolidae. Gene Ontology annotation, biological process: heterochromatin formation; DNA damage response; leading strand elongation. Gene Ontology annotation, molecular function: protein heterodimerization activity; chromatin DNA binding.